GUCUGUCACACGCACGCACACACACAUGUCACACCAUAAUCAAAAAGUAAAUAAAAAUUUGGUGUGUAUGAACCACGUUUGUUUUGGUUUUUAUAUUAUAAUACUUACUGAUACCAUUGAAUAGAAGAAAUAAUGGGUAAAAAGAACAAAGAGUCAUUAGGGCGGUCCCUCAUCAAGGAUAGAUUUUCCAAGAAUCGCCACAAAAAGCAUGUGGAGGACAAUACUAUGCUUCAUACAACUGAGGUAAAUGACGGCUACGAGUGGGGCCGUCUGAACCUUCAGUCUGUGACUGCAGAAUCAUCCCUACAAGAAUUUUUGUCUACAGCAGAGCUUGCACAAAGGGAAUUCACAGCUGAAAAACUAAAUCUGAAAUAUGUGAAGUCUGUUCCUAGUGAAGUACAGCCAGUCACCUCUCAGCCAGAUUUUAAUGAACCUCUGACUGUACCGAGAAGACCUGCCUGGAAUCCAAGCAUAACAGCAGAGGAGCAGCUGGAUAGAGAAAGAGAAUUAUUCCUAGAAUGGAGGCGUCGUCUGAACACAUUACAAGCUAAACUUGGGGCAGCUUUGACCCCAUACGAGAGAAAUUUAGAAUUUUGGAGACAGUUGUGGAGGACACUUGAGAAAUCUGAUAUUGUCCUUAUCCUUUUGGAUGCAAGGAACCCUCUAUUAUUUAGGUGUGAAGAUUUAGAAAAAUAUGCAACAGAACAAAAAUGCAAGUUCAUCUUAUUAUUGAACAAGGCUGACUUGACCAGUGAAUAUGUCAGGAAAUGCUGGGUAGAAUAUUUCAAUAAACAGAAUGUUCCAAUCAUAUUUUUCUCAGCUGCAAAACAAACAAACGAAAGAAAAAUAUCAGAAUCAAGUAAUAAAUCUGAAGAAAUUCAUAAUUCUGAUACUGAGACAGCAGACUCCGAUUUAGACGAAGAAGAUAUAGAAAAAGAAACCUUAAAUUCUAUGGAACAAGAUAUUGAAUUGUUUAAGAAACAAUUGGGUGAUAUUGACUUAGCAGUGUCUAGUACUGCUGACAAAUUAGACAAGAUUCAGAUUGCCUUAGACAAGGUUGUAGAAAACUUAAAAUCUGGGAAGUCGAUAGAACCUAUUCAUAGUGAAGAAACAGUGGCUAAUGCUGAAAUUGUAAAUUCUCAUGAAAUUUUUGAUAGAAAUAUGUUAUUGGAUGCGUUGAAAGCUCAAAAAUUGGAUACUUUGAAGAAUCCACCUAGAAUUGCUGUGGGCAUGAUUGGGUACCCGAAUGUGGGGAAAUCUAGUACUGUCAAUGUUCUCAUGCAAACUAAAAAGGUUAGCGUAAGCGCAAUGCCGGGGCACACACGCCACAUCCAGUCGCUAGUGUUGGACUCUCAACUAGAAUUAUUGGACUGCCCCGGGCUGGUGUUGCCAGCGUACGCUGUAGCUCCUGAUCUGACGCUCACCGCAGUCUUGUCUAUAGACCAGAUGCGUUCCCACGACGCCGCAAUGGCGCGGCUGUGUGAGCUGGUCAGCAGACGCACCUUCGAGGAGAAGUACGGGCUCCUCCUGCCGCAGCGCGCGCUGCGGGACGACGCGGCGCGGUACGGGCAGAUCCUGACCGCACAUGCUUACAACCGCGGCUUCAUGACGGCCGCAGGCCAGCCUGACCAGUCUCGCUCGGCCCGGAUACUCCUCAAGGAGGCCGCGAGCGGGAAGCUCAAGUGGGAACAAACCCCGCCCGGAUACCAGCCCCAAGUGGAACAUAUCGUUGACGAGAAGAAGGCGGAGAAGAGGAAACCCACGCCUAGAGAAGCUAGGAUGGUCGAGGGUUGGAUGAACAAAUCCGCAGAAAUCGACAACGCAUUUUUCGCUAUGAAGAAAAGCUCGGUUCACGUCAAAGGCAAACCCGUCCUUGGUGUAGUCGGGGCGCAGCUCGCAGAAGGUCAAACCGGUAAACCCUGGAAGAUGGAGAAGAAACACGCAAAUAAAAACAAAAGAGAAAAGCUAAGGAGAGUCUACGCACAUUUGGACGAACACUAAAGUGAGACAUAAUUGAUAGUACAGUCAACAGCACGUCAACUUACCCAAAUUCACUGCAAACUCGCCGCUAUUGCCGCGCCAUAGAGGUUCAUGCAGGGUAAUUUGAUGUGCUGUUGACUGUACAUUAUUACCCGCGUGUAAAUAUUGGUUAUUACAUACGAGGCGGGAUUCUCGCGCGAGGCAAAGCCAAGCGUAAUAAUAAUGCCUUGUUUGUAUUGAUCAACGUCCAUAUGUUUUUCGACAGACUUGAUGUCGAUAAGUGUUACGUAUAGCGUCGAAAAAAUUUAAUAUCAGUGCUGUAAUUUUACGAGAAAAAAAAGAAAGAAAAAUAUCCAAAAAGUAACAGUGUAAUGCUAUAGGAAAUAAUUUUACUCUGUAUCCUUUUUUAAAAUGUUGUAUUUGGUUAUGUGUAUAUUUGUAAUUUAGUUUUAACAUUAUUUCAAUAAAAUUUAUGUACAGUUCAA
Molecule: messenger RNA, 2465 nt
Organism: Plodia interpunctella (Indianmeal moth)
Lineage: Eukaryota; Metazoa; Arthropoda; Insecta; Lepidoptera; Pyralidae
Gene: Ns3
Product: Nucleostemin 3
Exons: 10
Coding region: 133-2001 (622 amino acids)
Biological process (GO): ribosomal subunit export from nucleus
Cellular component (GO): cytosol
Molecular function (GO): GTPase activity; GTP binding
Source: RefSeq, a predicted model, not a curated record